Messenger RNA from Paramisgurnus dabryanus, 1499 nucleotides. RefSeq names its product transmembrane protein 43. Lineage: Eukaryota; Metazoa; Chordata; Actinopteri; Cypriniformes; Cobitidae. Gene Ontology annotation, biological process: lipid metabolic process; nuclear membrane organization. The record is from RefSeq and is a predicted model, not a curated record. Gene Ontology annotation, cellular component: nuclear inner membrane.
UAUAAUAUAUUUAAUAUAUCUCGUGUAUUUUCUGUUGUUAUAAAAUCUUUAUACAGUAAGUUUGAUCAGUAACACACUGAAUGUUUUUAGCUGCACAGAGGCAGAUUUAAGAGAUUUGAUCAGUUUCUCUUCCUGAAAGUCGCAGAAUGACUGAAGCAUUUUCAGCCAGUGAGCAGCACGCGCGCGUUCACAGCCGUAAAUCUGCGGGUUUUCUUGAACGCUUGAGUGACAGCACGGGUGGAGUGAUCGCGGGUCUCUGUCUGUUCACCCUGUCUGUCUAUCUGCUCUUCACCAACGAGGGUCGAGCUGUUCGUACUGCUCUCUCUCUGGAUGAGGGUCUCUCUCAGGUUGUGUCUCUUGGUGCAGAUUUGAGUUUGGAUCCUGAGAAUAACAAUCGUCUGGUUCAUCUCUCCGGCAAACUGCAGACAGGACAGCCCCUGUAUGACCCGAACUACAGCGUGUCUGUGCAUGCAGUGAAGUUGAAGAGACAGGUGGAGAUGUACCAGUGGGUGGAGUACACAGAGAGCAGGGACUUUAAAGAAAACGGAGAGACUAAGACAGAAACCACAUACACAUACAACACCGAGUGGAAGUCAGAGGUCAUUAGCAGCCGACACUUUGAUCAGGAGGUCGGCCACAUGAACCCGAGUGCUAUGGCGGUAGAGAGCGUGACUGUUGUGGCACCUGACGUUUGGGUCGGAGAACUCUUUCUGUCCAAAGGGUUAAUUGACCAAAUUAAUGACUUCCAAACGUUGAGUCUUAAAGGAUUUCCUGUUUUUGACGCCAACACUUUCCUGACUGUGUAUGAAGAUUAUUUCUAUCACACUGCAAACCCUCGAAGGCCAGAGGUGGGAGAUGUUCGCGUUAUGUUCACCUAUGCUGGUCUCAGUGGUGACGAAUUGUUUCCUGGCCCCGCCCACAAGGUGAGUAUUGUGGCCAUGCAGCAGGGUGAUAAACUGAUGCCCUAUAAGACUCGGUCAGGGGACACGCUGGAGAUCUUGUACAUGGACGAGCUGUCUGCAGAGGAGGUGUUUGCUAAAGAGCACCAGCUGAACAAUAUGAAGACUUGGGCAUUCAGGGUGGGAGGCUGGGCGCUCAUGUUUCUGGGCAUCAGUCUGACCACACGCAUCAUAUACACACUGGUGGAUUGGGUUCCUGUCGUGAGGGAGUUGGUAUCUCUGGGCUUGAAGAUGUUUGCUCUCAUCAUCUCAUCUUCUCUGUCUCUGCUCGUCAUCGCUGUGGGCUGGGUCUUCUAUCGCCCUCUGGUGGCAGCGCUGAUAACGGCCCUCGCUCUGCUGCCGGUUCUUAUAGGACGCACCAGAGCUCCGUUCAAGAAAACACAAUGACUAUAUUAUUGUGUUGGUAAAUCAAGGUGUCUGAACACAAAAAUGAAGGUUGAUUUGUGGUGGUAGGCUGUGACUUCCUGUUCCCAUGUAAAGUGAAAUAUUGUUUAAAGUUAAGAGACAAACUGCAGAUCUCUUAAGAAACUUUCACCACAA